AUGGCGGAGCCUCAGCCGAACUCCGAGACGCUCAGCCUGCGACGAGCCAUCCGCAGCCUCCACAGGCGCCGACCUCCGGAGUCUCACAGCUCGUGGUCGGCCCUCACGGAACCCGUGAUGGACCACGCCGAGGUGCCGCGACCGCCGUCCCGCAGGCGUGCCCAGCCCACGGAGUCGGCCGUGCGCCUCUUUGAGAAGAACGUCAACUUCUUCCAGGGCAUGUUCUACGCGACGCUCAACAGCGCCCUCGUCGGCGUCAUCUCGGUACUCAUCAAAAUCCUCUACGACGUGCCCACCCUCCAGCUGACGGCCAUGCGACUCGCCGGCAUAUUCGUCUUCUCCUUGCCUUUGGUCAUCCACAGCGGCCACCAUCCGAUGGGCCAUCCUUCCAGCAGGGUCUACCUGGUCCUCCGGGCAACGGUGGGCCUAGCGGGCCUCUACUUCCGCUUCUGGUCGAUGAAGCUGAUCCCGCUGUCCGACGUGGCCGUGAUCCUCGCCAGCCUUCCCGUCUUCGUGACGGCGCUGGCCCGCGUCUUCCUCAACGAACCGUGCGGCGUCGCGGACACCCUCAUACUGAUCCUGACCAUGGCCGGCCUCAUGAUGUCCGCCAAGAUCCCCCUGCCCUUCAUGCAGGCCUCGGGUUCCCGGGAGGACAAGCCGGACGUCGACAAGUACAAGGGCCUCGUGUUCGCCCUCCUGUCGACCAUAUUCGGCGCCGCCAAGUUCCUCAUCAGCCGCACGGUGCGCCACGAGCACCACUCGCCGUACGUGCUGCCCCGCUGCGGUCUGGGACGCGUCAUCUUCGCGUCCUUCACGGUGCUCAGCUUCCUGGAACAGCUGGUGCUCAUCAAGGCGCUCCAGAUGGAGAACGCCGGACCCGUGUCGGUGGUGAUCGCCGCCAUGGACGUGGUGUUCAUGUUCGCCGUGGAACUCAUACUGUUCGGCAACAUUCCCGACAAGUACAGCUUCACGGGUGCCACACUCGUGUCCGUGUGCGUCUUCUUGCAGAUGGCCAAGAAGACGGUCACAGAGUCGCACGAAAAGUCGCUCUUCCGAAGGCUGUUUUUUUGGCUCGCCUAUUGA
Rhipicephalus microplus (southern cattle tick) is the source of this 1083-nucleotide messenger RNA. RefSeq names its product solute carrier family 35 member G1. The record is from RefSeq and is a predicted model, not a curated record. Gene Ontology annotation, cellular component: membrane. Lineage: Eukaryota; Metazoa; Arthropoda; Arachnida; Ixodida; Ixodidae.